Molecule: messenger RNA, 5437 nt
Organism: Thalassophryne amazonica
Lineage: Eukaryota; Metazoa; Chordata; Actinopteri; Batrachoidiformes; Batrachoididae
Gene: ift172
Product: intraflagellar transport 172
Biological process (GO): intraciliary transport
Cellular component (GO): axoneme; intraciliary transport particle B; ciliary basal body
Molecular function (GO): protein binding
Source: RefSeq, a predicted model, not a curated record
UGUUCAAUGGCCAAAACGAUUUCAACACAAGCGUCGAAACUUCGUUGUCAGGCGUAACAUCACUGUAGCCGUAAUUCAAAAUCCUGAUUUUUAUACUUGCGUCAGCAAAAUUUCUCCCACAUGAGUGCCUUUCAGGCUUCCGAAAAUGCAGCUGAAACAUAUGAAGACUCUUUUAACCCCGCAGGACAGCAUUGCCAAAGUGACGUGCAUGGCAUGGGCUCCAGAUAAUACCAAGUUUGCUGUCUGCACCAUUGACAGAGUGGUGUUGCUCUUUGAUGAUCAUGGAGAAAAGAAGGACAAGUUCUCCACAAAGCCUCUAGACUCCAAGUAUGGAAAACAGAGCUAUGUUAUCAAUGACAUGGCCUUCUCACCGGACUCCACCAAAAUCGCCAUCGCCCAGUCAGACAACGUCAUCUUUGUCUACAAAUUAGGAGUUGAUUGGUCUGACAAAAAAAGCAUUUGCAAUAAAUUUCUUCAGACAUGUACUGUGACCUGCUUGCUUUGGCCUACAGAGAAUUCAAUUGUUCUUGGAGCAGUUGAUGGCAAGGUUCGUGCUGGCAACGUACCUACAAACAAGACAGCAACACUCUUCCGCACAGAGUCCAGUGUUAUCUCACUGACAUCCAAUCUUUCUGGUAAAGGCAUCCUGUGUGGUCAUGCUGAUGGAACAGUUGCCCGUUACUUUUUGGAAGAUGAAGGAUCAGGAGAGUCUCAGGGUAAGCUGCUGCAGCACCCAUGCCCGCCCUACGCCCUGGCAUGGGGCGCAAAGAGCAUCAUGGUGGGUGGCUGCGACAAGAAGGUGGUGGCCUACGACAGAGAGGGUCACGUCCUGCAGAUUUUUGAUUACGGCCGUGAUCAGACAGAGAAGGAGUUCACCGUCGCCGUCACCAGCCCCAGCGGCCAGUCCGUCGUGUUCGGCAGCUACAAUCGGUUACGGGUAUUUAACUGGUCUUCAAGGAAGGGGCUGUGGGAAGAAGCCAAACCAAAAGAGAUUCCAAACCUGUACACAAUCACCAGCUUGGCCUGGAAGAAAGAUGGAUCUCGUCUCUGUGCUGGAACAUUGUGCGGAGUGGAGUUGUUUGAUUGCUGGCCUGCGGGCGAAUCCAUCUAUAAGAACAAGUUUGAGAUUACUUACGUUGGCCUGAGCCAGGUGAUAGUGAGGAACCUGUCCACAGGAACCCGGGUGGUCCUGAAGUCCUACUAUGGUUAUGAGAUCGAAGAAAUCAAAAUUCUGGGUAAAGAUCGGUACCUGGUGGCUCACACCUCUGACACGCUUCUGCUGGGGGAUCUGGUGGCGAAUAAACUGAGUGAGGUUCCGUGGCCCAGUUCUGGAGGCCAUGAAAAGUUCUUUUUUGAAAGCACAGCUGUCUGUAUGAUUUUUAAUGCUGGCGAGCUGAGCCUGGUGGAGUACGGUAAAAGUGAAGUUCUGGGGACAGUCAGAACUGAAUUUAUGAACCCUCACCUCAUCAGUGUCCGUCUAAAUGAGAGAAAGCAGAAAGGAAGCGAAGACAACAAGAAGCUUUCAUAUCUGAUCGAUAUAAAGACCAUUGCUAUUGUGGACUUGGCUGCAGGCUGCAAUCUGAGAACCAUCAGUCACGACUCCAAAAUUGAUUGGCUGGAGCUCAGUGAAACGGGACGCAAACUGCUGUUCAAGGACAAGAAGCAGCGGCUCCACCUGUAUGACGUAGAGAGCGCGGUGAAGACCACGGUGCUGAGUUUCUGCUCGUAUGUGCAAUGGGUGCCAGGCAGUGAUGUCGUGGUUGCUCAGAAUAGAGGAGAUCUCUGCAUCUUGUACAGUAUAGACAACCCAGACAACAUCACCAUGUUCCCAAUUAAGGGUGACAUUGUGGAGCUGGAGAGGGCUGAUGGGAAGACGAAUGUGCUUGUGACAGAGGGUGUUAACACGGUCACAUACACCCUGGACGAAGGCCUCAUUGAGUUCGGCACUGCUAUCGAUGAUGGUGAUUACAACAGAGCCACUGCAUUCCUCGAGACUCUGGACAUGUCACCAGAGAGUGAAGCCAUGUGGAAGACGCUCAGCAAGUUGGCUCUAGAGGCUCGCCAGCUGCACAUCGCAAACAGGUGUUUUGCUGCUUUGGGAGACGUCUCAACAGUUCAUUUUCUCCACCAGACAAACCAGAUUGCUGACAGAGUGUCAAAAGAAAUGGGAGGAGACGGAACAACGUUCUACCAAGUCCAAGCCAACCUCGCCCUGCUGGACAAGAACUUCAAACUAGCUGAGAUGCACUACACAGAGCAGAAUGCUCUUGAUGAAGCUAUAGAAAUGUACCAGGAGCUCAACAUGUGGGACGAGUGCAUUGCUGUCGCUGAAGUCAAGGGUUAUCCUGAGCUUGACCGUCUGCGUAGGAGCCACUACCAGUGGCUGACGAACACGGGGCAGGAUGGGAAGGCCGGUGAGGUGAAGGAGGGAGAGGGAGACCUCCAGGGUGCCAUCAACCUGUACCUGAAGGCUGGGCUCCCGGCUAAAGCUGCCCAGGUGGUCAUCAGCCGGCCAGAGAGCACCAACAGUGACACUGUGAGCCGCAUCGCCGCCAGCCUCAUCAAGGGAGAGUUCUAUGAAAGGGCAGGAGAUCUAUAUGAGAAGAUUGGGAACAACCAGAGAGCUGUGGAGUGUUACUGCAAAGGCAAUGCUUUCAAUAAAGCUGUGGAACUGGCUCGCAGAUUCUUUUCUAACGAGGUGCUGAAACUGGAGGAGGCCUGGGGAGAUUAUCUUGUUCAGCAGAAGCAGAUGGAAGCUGCCUUCAACCACUUCAUUGAAGCUGGGUGCUCUGUUAAAGCUCUUGAGGCAGCCAUUGCGUCUCGGCAGUGGAAGAAUGCCGUCGAUAUCCUGAUGUCGCAGAACGAUGACUCGACAGGAAAAUACUACCUGAAGAUAGCGCAGCACUACUCGUCCAUAAAGGACUAUGAGAUGGCAGAGCAGCUGUUUGUGAAAGGAGGUCACAUUAAAGACGCCAUACACAUGUACACUGCAGCAGGCCACUGGGAGGAAGCGCAUAAGUUGGCAGUGGAGUGUAUGACAGAAGAGGAAGUUGUGGCUUUGUACCUCAGCAGAGGUCAGGCGCUGGAGAGAGACGGCAAGUUCAAGGAAGCAGAGAGGCUGUUUACCACAGUGAAGCAGACCGACCUUGCAAUUGCCAUGUAUAAGAAGAACUGGAUGUUUGAUGAUGUUAUCCGCUUGGUGACCAAGCACCUCCCGGACCUUCUGACAGAGACGCAUCACCACCUGGCGAAGUUGUUGCAGAAUGAAUCCAGAUUCUCUGAAGCAGAGCAUCACUUCAUCAAGGCUGAAGACUGGAAAGCUGCUGUCCACAUGUACACAGGGUGCGACAUGUGGGAGGAGGCAUACAAGGUGGCUAAGAGCCACGGGGUGAUGACGGCCCAUAAGGUGGCUUUCCUUUGGGCUAAGACUCUGGGAGGAGAAGCUGCUGUCAAACUGCUCAACAAGUUCGGUCUGCUGGAAUACGCCAUUGAUUUUGCUUCUGAUAAAACUUCUUUUGAUUUUGCCUUUGAGCUGGCCCGUCUUUCCUGUAAGCAGAAGAUUCCUGAAAUUCACUUCAAACAUGCAAUUGACUUGGAAAAUCAGGGCAAGUUUGCUGAGGCUGAGGUGGAGUUCAUCAAAGCAGGAAACCCAAAGAAGCAUGCGUUCAGGUAUGCCCACACUAAGGACUGGGAUGCCCUGCGGGUGGCUGAGGGUCAUGAUCCAGACAUGGUAUCUGAGGUCCUGGUGGACCAGGCCACCUUCUGCUUUAAUCAGAAUUUCCAGAAAUCGGAGGCCCUCCCUCGAGCUCAGAGACCUGAGCUGGCUAUUAAAUAUUACAAGAGGCUGACAUGUGGAGACUAUGAGAUGGCCAAGAAGGGCAGCAGUGGGGUGGAGGGGCUGCUGGAGCAGGCUAGAGAGUGGGAGCAGUUGGGUGAAUAUGCCCGAGCCGUGGAGUGUUACCUCAAAGUGAAGGACGCUUCCAACACAUCCCUGGUGGAGAGCUGCUGUCUGAAGGCCGUAGAUUUGUCCGUCAAGUUUCUGAGUGGAGAUCGAGCGGUGGAGGUGGUUCGUGUGGUCGGCCCUCGCCUCAUACAGCUGAGAAAGCAUGAUGUUGCUGCUAACCUCUACAUGAACCUGGGCCUCACCAAAGACGCCAUCGAUGCUUUCAUUCAGAGUGAUGAGUGGAACAAAGCCAAGAGAGUCGCCAAUGAGGUGGAGCCAAGGUUUGAGGACUAUGUUGAUCAGAAGUACAAAGAACAUCUUCGGAACCAAGGCAAAGUGGACUCUCUGGUCGGUGUGGACGUGAUCGCAGCUUUGGACAUGUAUGCAGAGCGAGGACAGUGGGAAAAGUGUCUGGAAACAGCCUCUAAACAGAAUUCUAAGGUCCUCCAUAAGUACGUAGCUCUGUACGCGACACACCUCAUAAAGGAGGAAGACUCUGUGAAAGCCCUGCGUCUUUACAUUCAGCACGGAGUGCCGCCGAACCCUCAGAACUUCAACAUCUACAAGCGCUUGUUUCUGGACCUGAUUAGUGUGCUUGACACUGAUGGACCAGAGUUGUACCACAUGUGGGCGGACCUUCGCAAUUUUUUGAUGGAACUGGAUAAGAACAUGUCUAAGAGUGGUGAGGCCAACUCUCCAGCUCAUGAAGAAUUCAAAGAGAUGCUGCUGAUCGCUCAUUACUAUGCCACACGAUCCGCCGCGAAAGGAGUCGAGCAGCUGGUCACCAUGGUAGCGAAGCUGUCGGUGUCUCUGCUGCGGCACACUGAACUGGUUCCUGCAGACAAGGCCUUCUACGAUGCCGGUAUGGCCUGCAGGGCGGUUGACUGGAAGGAAAUGGCGUUGAUCUUCCUCAAUCAUUUCCUGGAUCUGUGUGAUGCCUUUAAUGACGGCAGCCUGGACGGAUUGGACCACACAGACUUCCUGGACACUGAUAUUCCCUUUGAGGUUCCAAUCCCAAACAAGCUGUGUACCACAGAUGAGACGCGGGAUGAGAUCCGUGACUGGGUGCUGAUGGUUUCGCUGGACCGUCGGCUGCAGCAGGUUUUACCGCGUGAUGAGAGGAACUCGUAUGAAGCCUCGCUGCUGGACGCCAACACCGGCGUUCGCUCGCUGCCCUGCGUCCUCACAGGCUACCCUGUGCUGAGGAACAGCGUGGAGUUUUCUUCACCAGGAAAAACUGCCAACAAGGACGACUGGAACAAAUUCUUCAUGGCUGCAAAGACCACUCAGAGUCCAGAGUGCCAGGACGUCCUGAAUUUUAUCAGCCAGUGGUGUGGCGGCCUCCCGGCUUCUGGGUUCUCCUUCCAGUGACAUGCACGCGCACACACUCCAGCACUUUGUUACACACGUUAUGUUUGUUACACAUGCGACGUCUUUGUGGCCGCCAUUAAACGUUUCUCUGUGCUUCUCUUCUGUCACUUGUUUGAUUUGACC